Molecule: messenger RNA, 582 nt
Organism: Kwoniella shivajii
Lineage: Eukaryota; Fungi; Basidiomycota; Tremellomycetes; Tremellales; Cryptococcaceae
Exons: 7
Coding region: 1-582 (193 amino acids)
Cellular component (GO): membrane; cytoplasm
Source: RefSeq, a predicted model, not a curated record
AUGGCACCUCGAUUCUUGUUGAACUUUGCGAGGUUCUACAAUUCUAAUUUCGAUAAAAGACCUAUUCCAACUUUGAUAGUCACCAAUGGUGUCUUGAAUACUGUCGCUGAUGCUUUGGCACAAACUUCCACUAUGCUACUACAUACACCAACCCCUGCAUCUCCUACUGCUCCAUCAUACGAACUGGAACGUACACUUCGGUUCGCGAUUUACGGUAUGGCGAUGGGACCUCUGAUAGGACGAUGGAUGAGAGUACUGGAAAGGUCUAUUCCCGUAAAGAUGGGCUCUAAAGGUGCUGGAUUGGGUUUGGCCAAGAGGGUAGCGGCUGAUCAGCUUCUCAUGGCUCCAUUCGGUCUAUGCCUGUUCAUAACCUCGAUGGGAGUGAUGGAAGGCAGAAACUUCGAUGGGAUUCAAGACAAAUUCUCAGAUAUGUUUUAUCCCGCCUUAAUCGCCAAUUGGAAAGUAUGGCCUUUGAUACAAACUAUAAAUUUCAAAUUAAUGCCUAUACAAUAUCGUGUACCGUUUCAAUCUACUUGUGGAAUAGCUUGGACGUUAUAUCUCUCUUUGUUGAAUGCCAAGUGA